Messenger RNA from Drosophila hydei, 354 nucleotides. RefSeq lists its product as uncharacterized. The coding region runs from base 1 to 354 and encodes 117 amino acids. Lineage: Eukaryota; Metazoa; Arthropoda; Insecta; Diptera; Drosophilidae. The transcript has a single exon. The record is from RefSeq and is a predicted model, not a curated record.
AUGCGUUCGAUUAUUGUCCUACUUUUUGGAUUACUUUGCUGCUUUUCGCUGGCUCAGUUGGUGUGCAGCCAAUAUGAUUAUUUUAGUCCUGAUUACGACAAUGACGGUUCUCUAGUAACCACAACAACAACAACAUCCUCCGGCGGCUUAGCACCCAACCCAGCCAUCACCCCUAAUAUCGUCGUCACCGUCGGACCCAGCAACACCACCAGAUCGCCAAGUGAACGUCUCCACCGUUUACAGAAACUUAGACGACAGCGGCGCAGGCGGCAACAGCGGCGUCGACGCCUGCAGCGCGAACGGUUGCUGCACAAGCUGAACCUGGAGCUAAAAUGGGGUUUAUUGGUCAUUUAA